Knipowitschia caucasica is the source of this 372-nucleotide messenger RNA. NCBI's taxonomy places the organism in Eukaryota, Metazoa, Chordata, Actinopteri, Gobiiformes, Gobiidae. The record is from the annotation of a GenBank genome assembly.
AUGACAUGUUGGCCUCGCAAUCACCCGGUCCUGUUCCCACAUCUGAGGACGGAUCACUGGACCAAGAUGAAGACAAUGGUUCCAGAUUAUAUGACAUCGAUGCCCAGUGAUUUCCUGAAGAGGACUGCUGAAGGAGACAAGAGCACGCUGCCCUCUCUCACCACGGAUCGGGAUUAUGAACCAGAAAUAAUUUUGUCACAUUACGCCACCCAAACCAGACCAAACACAUCUUCCCCAAUCUACAGCAUGUCGCAGUACAGGAACGCCUACAACGACAGAGCCAGGCUGGGCUUCUGCUACUGGCUGAUUGAGAAGAAGGCUCCGAAACGUAAAGGCUACAGCUUUGGUGCCUACAAAACAUAUAAUAACUAG